Messenger RNA from Herpailurus yagouaroundi (jaguarundi), 2532 nucleotides. RefSeq names its product HEPACAM family member 2 (gene HEPACAM2). Gene Ontology annotation, cellular component: spindle; centrosome; midbody. Gene Ontology annotation, biological process: centrosome cycle. NCBI's taxonomy places the organism in Eukaryota, Metazoa, Chordata, Mammalia, Carnivora, Felidae. The record is from RefSeq and is a predicted model, not a curated record. Bases 318 to 1709 code for a protein of 463 amino acids. The transcript is spliced from 10 exons.
GUAAAGUCACCCAAAAGGAUGUUCUCCUUCAUGUGAUUAUUAAUAACUAAGAAUGAUUCAUGAAAUACACUGACAAUUACUGAUAGUCUGAUAAUCGCUAAAAAGCUGUUCUAAAGUCAUAAGCCGGUAUUCUUGCAGAGCACAUAACAGGUGUUCCCACUCCCUGUGUCCUUUGUAUACACAUUCAUUCUGUAUUCAAAUCACAGAAGCAAGAGACAGGAUAGGGUCUGUUACCUCACUGCUAAUUUCCCUAGCAAAUAAACCACCAGCUGCUGGUCCAUGAACCAAGUUGCCACCAGGAACAGGGCACUGUAUGCAUGGGACAGGAUGCUUUCAUGGAGUCCUUCAGCAGCACGGUUGGGAUCUUUCAGUGCAAAAUAUACCUCCUUCUCUUAGGCGCUUGCUUGGGGCUGAAAGUGACAGUGCCAUCACGCACCGUUCAUGGCAUCAGGGGUCAGGCCCUCUACCUCCCCGUGCACUAUGGAUUCCACACUCCGGCAUCAGACAUCCAGAUCAUAUGGCUGUUUGAGAGACCCCACACAAUGCCCAAAUAUUUACUGGGCUCUGUGAAUGAGUCUGUGGUUCCCGACUUGGAAUACCAACACAAGUUCACCAUGAUGCCACCCAAUGCAUCUCUACUUAUCAACCCACUGCAAUUCACUGAUGAAGGCAAUUACAUCGUGAAGGUCAACAUUCAGGGAAAUGGAACUCUCUCAGCCAGUCAGAAGAUACAAGUCACCGUUGAUGAUCCUGUCACAAAGCCAGUGGUACAGAUUCAGCCUUCCUCUGGCGCUGUGGAGUAUGUGGGGAACAUGACCCUGACAUGCCUUGUGGAAGAGGGCACCCGGGUGGCUUACCAGUGGCUAAAAAACAAAAGACCUGUCCGUACCAGCUCUACCACCUCCUUUUCUCUCCAAAACAACACUCUUCAUAUUGCUCCAGUGACCAAAGAAGACAUCGGGAAUUACACUUGCCUGGUGAAGAAUCCUGUCAGUGAGAUGGAAAGUGACAUCAUUAUGCCUACCAUAUAUUAUGGACCUUAUGGACUUCAAGUUAAUUCUGACAAAGGGCUAAAAGUAGGGGAAGUGUUUACUGUUGACACUGGAGAAGCCAUCUUGUUUUACUGUUCUGCUGAUUCUUACCCCCCCAACACCUACUCCUGGAUCCGGAGGACUGACAAUACAACAUAUGUCAUCAAGCAUGGACCUCGCUUGGAAGUUACAUCUGAGAAAGUAGCCCAAAAGCCAACUGAUUAUGUGUGCUGUGCUUACAACAAUGUAACUGGACGGCGAGAUGAAGCUCAUUUCACAGUCAUCAUCACUUCUGUAGGACUCGAGAAGCUUGCACAAAAGGGGAAAUCAUUGUCCCCUUUAGCAAGUAUAACCGGAAUAUCACUCUUUUUAAUUAUAUCCAUGUGUCUUCUCUUCCUAUGGAAAAAAUAUCAACCCUAUAAAGUUAUAAAACAGAAGCUAGAAGGCAGACCAGAAACAGAAUACAGGAAAGCUCAAACAUUUUCAGGCCAUGAAGAUGCUCUGGAAGACUUCGGAAUAUAUGAAUUUGUUGCUUUUCCAGAUGCUGCUGGUGUUCUCAGGAUGCCAAGCAGGUCUGUUCCAGCCUCUGAUGGUGUAUCAGGACAAGAUUUGAACAGUACCAUUUACGAAGUCAUUCAGCACAUCCCUGCCCAACAGCACGACUGUCCAGACACAUAAAGGACUAUUCGAAACUGCUAUUGAGGACAUGCUCCCUCAAGGGGCAGCAACCCCAGAACCCAAGUUCACACCCCCUGUCCCCCUCCCCAUCUCCAUGGCCUCUUUUCACCUCCUUUCCUGUCUUCCUAGUCUUUCUUGGCUUCCCUUUGUGUGUCUUUGUCUUCCAAAGACUCUCUUUUCCUUUACCUCCAUCCUUGGACGUCUGCCUCUCUGAAUCUUUCUUUCUUUUUUCUUCUCUCUCUGGAAAACUGUCUCCCUUCUCUCUAAAAUCUCUUUUAAAAUUUCCUUCUUCUCCCUUUCUUCCAACUCAUACUAAAGGGGAGCCAACAUUUUUUAAAGUGUCAUUUUCCUUGAAUACAGACUUAUUUUACCUAUUCUAAAUUUUAACAAUGAACAAGUACAGUGCUUUCUUUUCUUUCAUCGGAAACUGUUAUACACUUAUUUUAUUUACAGCCAUUCUAAUAAACAUUUCCAGACUAUUAACUAUCUGCUAAGGAUAGAGGUUAAGUAAGGCUCAGUCUCUUAAGGAUUCCAUAGUUUAGUGGACUCUUGUUUGUUUAUUUUAUCUAAAGACUCAUGGUCCUUAAGUAGAAUAAAUAUUCCUCAAUAAAGCAAGUAUUCCCUAAACAUAGGCUAUUUUUCUCUCCUGACUGCCUAUCACUUUAUUCUUUAAGUCCAGUUAAACUUAACGAUCAAUUUUAUGAAUAAUGUAGUAUUACAGGUGGUUAGUGAAUCUCUCUCAUUCCCCCAUUCCCAAAGUGAAGGUGCCAACUCUGGGUAAAGAAAAAUAACUUACUGCUUUUUUGUACCUCUGUUUGACAGU